This is a messenger RNA of Protopolystoma xenopodis, 1293 nucleotides long. The record is from the annotation of a GenBank genome assembly. Lineage: Eukaryota; Metazoa; Platyhelminthes; Monogenea; Polystomatidea; Polystomatidae.
AUGAGGAUUCGGCCGUCGUCUUUUGAUGGGAUCCACCUUCGAAUAUCUCCACCAGACACGCUUACUCCAAAUGGAGGCCAGCUCACCAAUGAGGCCCAGGCUUCACAACGCGACCUUCAACUGACUGAGAUCCUGACCGAGUUGGAGAGCUUGGGUCGCCAUACCCUUGGCGCUCAGCAGCGUUGUCUUGAACGUCGACACAGUUGGCGACCGUUUCAGCCGAACCCCGGCGGUGUCGGUACCGACCUCUCGUGGGCGGGGCACCAAGCCCGGCGAACCGUGGAGCGUGUGUGCGACCGGCUUAAGUGUCAGUUGGAGGAGUUUGAAAGCCAUGACGACGAUGAAGACGAUGACGACAACGACGACGAUGAGGAGGCGUCAGAAGCGGAAGGACACUCUUUGGCGGCGGUCGGUGAGAAGGGUACUGGCGUCGACGUUGAUACAGAUAGUCGCCCGACCGAGGCCAGCUACGACGUCGAGGAGGAGGAUGAGGAGGAUGAGGAUGAGGAGGAUGAGAAAAAUCAGCUGAUAGUUGCCAUGGCGACGGGGGAGGAUGAUAUGAGCAAAGCAGUUCGUAUUGUCCACCACAAUCGACUCACGGCCUCGGUGGGCUCUCCGGCAGACUGGCUUGAGCAACGGCCGACGACCAAUGAAGGCACUGGUGCACAGACAACAAUAACUGCCCCGGUCAGCUCGGAUAGAGCCUCGUCUCGAGGCCGUGAGGCUACCUCGACAAUGAGUACCGGCCGGUUUUCAGUAGACCCGGGGCCAGUCGAGGAGGACGGUACAGAGAACGAUGCCGAUGACUUGUGGUCGGAUCGGCUCGAUUUGGCCUCUGCCCGUUCGAAGCCCUUUGAAUGGCUAUGCGAACAGUUGACUAGCAGUCGAGCCUCUCUUGAGGACCGCCCUAGCACUGAGGUGACGUCACUUCGUUCCAUCACUCGACUGAUGCGCACUCCUUUGCCCAAAGUCUGCCGUCUACCAACAGCAAAGGGUCCCCUUAAGAUGUACUUCUCAAUACUUUCACAGACUUCUGAGUUUUUGGCAACUUGGGAGAUAGCUCUCAAAUGGACUAUUCUAAUAUCAUUCGGGCUUUGUAGAUCGGGAGUCAGACGGUUAGACGUAGUUGCUAGAGCCUGGUUCGAUCGGAGAUGUCGUUUCUCGGUUUCUCAGCUCCAUCGGAGUCGUGGGGGGAGGGUAGCAGAUGAGUCUUGCAAGAUGCCUCGAGGUGGUCGUCUCAAGACGGGGCGAAGCCAUUCAACGAGUCCCUUCCAGAGUCGAGGAUUCACAUGA